UAUGUAUAUGACGGCCCGUUGGUAGGAAAAUGUCAGCAUCAUUUUGACCAUCAACGACACUCGGUCGACCAUAUAAUGGGUAAUGAUGUUAUUGUCAUUUGAUAACAACACGCCUCCAUCGGGUAAUCGCCCCGUUAUUUACACAAUCAAGUCACUUCAACGCUGGCACCAAACCCACAACGGACAGCAGCGAACUCGGCAGCGAAAGUUUAUUAAAAAUGAUGAUGAAGUGGACCUUGAGAGUGAUGUCCCCUUGCUUGUUGCUGGUGGCGCUGUGUUCCUCACUUCCUGUCCGAAGCUCGUUGCGAGAUAAAUCUACAAAGUAUAUGUUGAAGCAGAGGCGCACUGAAGGAGAAAAUCCGCAGGAUCCGCAGGAUGGAUAUAUCCCACUAAUAGCCAUGGCGAUCAAGGGGUUUGACGACAAUCAUGACGAUAUGAUAGACGAGGACGAGUUGGAGAACAUGUUUCUCACGAUGAACUCCAACAUAAAUAUGGAUACAGCACAUUACCUCACGGGAGUAGUAUUUGAUAAGAAGGAAUUCCAGUAUAACGACGGACAGCUCCCGAUCUUAGGUUUGGCGACAUUCUUCAGCCGAAAUGACAUAGGCAUCUUCUGAUGAAUGAAGUCACAUGACCUGGUGGAAAACCAAACGACUAUCGUGAUGAGAGCUAUUUGAGAUUGAUCAAAUGGAUUUCCGAUGAUGUAAAAUGUAACAUUUACAAAUGUGCAAAAUUUGAGCCUUUCAGAGAUGUGUUCUGCUGCAACGUACCUUGAAAUGAAAACAAAUUCUCUCACAG
This is a messenger RNA of Pecten maximus, 798 nucleotides long. RefSeq lists its product as uncharacterized. The record is from RefSeq and is a predicted model, not a curated record. Bases 219 to 617 code for a protein of 132 amino acids. The transcript has 4 exons. Lineage: Eukaryota; Metazoa; Mollusca; Bivalvia; Pectinida; Pectinidae.